Messenger RNA from Eufriesea mexicana, 2486 nucleotides. RefSeq names its product CRK like proto-oncogene, adaptor protein (gene ckn). Gene Ontology annotation, molecular function: protein phosphatase binding; signaling adaptor activity. Lineage: Eukaryota; Metazoa; Arthropoda; Insecta; Hymenoptera; Apidae. Gene Ontology annotation, biological process: axonogenesis; cell surface receptor protein tyrosine phosphatase signaling pathway. Gene Ontology annotation, cellular component: focal adhesion; axon. Bases 435 to 2486 code for a protein of 683 amino acids. The record is from RefSeq and is a predicted model, not a curated record. The transcript is spliced from 7 exons.
ACAGUGCUACGUGAGAAAUCGUGAUGGAGUAGUUUAUACCCUGUUUGGUCGUCGUUUCUCAUCCGUGUUGUUCGAGUAGGUUUAAAAUUAGCAGGUUCUCGGUGUACUGGUUGAUUAGAAAGAAAGAAAACUUUUACAAUUACAGCUAACAGUAUGUCACUGUUGCUGGAAGUAACUUUUUGGUUUUUCGCGUCAACGUAAUAAGGGAAAGACGGUGUCGGAGGGUCAGGUUAUCUUCUUUGUUCGAGAAAAGCCUCAUCAGAGUGGGCAAUGGCGCGGGAACCUUACGUUCCAGAAUCGGUGUGUGCAUGGCGUAGGUGAUGAUCGGUGUUUGUACAUGUGGCAUGGUGUUUAUAGCGAACAGGAAGAUUUACAUACCCUGCUGGAUCGACCAGCUCGUCGGAUUUUGGAUACGAGCCGUAUCGUGAGCCGCCAUGAGGCGCAUUAGCGUUGGCGGCAUGAACCGGCCGUCCAAAGCUGUGACACAGGCGAAGAAAGUGGCACCACCGGCUGUACCCGAUGUAUUUCGACAUUCUGGCUCCUCCUUUGGUUCCGCUGGAUAUGCGAGCAGCGAAGAUAGUUGUUUCCUGCCCGGAAGUGGACCAGGCGGAACAACCGACGAGGGUUCUUACGGAGUGCCAUCUGGAAAGAGUCCGGGGCCUAUUUUUACCCACCCUGGCUUUGCCUUUCCACCAGUCGUCGGCAAAUAUGCCCAUGCCGAAGAUCAAGGAAUCGAUAUGACACAAAGUCCCGGAAGAGACAGCCCAGGUAGUUCAGGAUCAGGUUCUGGUUCCAGGCAUUCUACCGCUUCGUUAGAUUCUGGAAGAGCCUCCGGAUAUCAUCUAGGUCCUAGAGGACCUGGUGCUCUUGCUUCAUCUCCCAGGUGCUCUAUAAGCUCGCUUGGCAGCCAUCCCGACAGACCGGCAGAUCUCGACGUCGUUCAUGCUUGGUUGACUGAACUCCAAUUCGAGGAAUACUUCCCAUUGUUUGCUUCCGCUGGUUACGAUUUAGCUACGAUAACGCGCAUGACGCCGGAAGAUUUGACAGCGAUAGGAAUUAAGAAGCCUAAUCAUCGAAAACGUUUGAAAGCGGAAAUAGAUAAUUUAAAUAUAGGAGAUGGUUUGCCAGAGCAUAUUCCUGGCUCGUUAGAAGAAUGGCUCAGGCUUCUGCGACUCGAAGAAUAUCUCGCUGCUCUCCAUCAACAGGGUAUGCGUUCGGUCGAAGACGUGACGACUCUUACUUGGGAAGAUCUAGAAGACAUCGGUAUCGUGCGUCUAGGUCAUCAAAAAAAAUUAUUGUUGGCGAUUAAGAGAGUUAAGGAUAUUCGUGCUGGUAAACGUAUACAACCGCUCGAUCUUGCACGAUUACCUCCACAUCCUGGACAAACGCAGGACGUAGUUAUUCAGCGAGGAGGUCCAGACUUGCCAUCUCCCGAUGAGGACUGUUCCUCGCCUGUUUUGAGGUCUUUUCAGAGAGGAGGAAGCGAUACUACGUCUGGAGCUGCGUGGAGAAGUAUGUACGCUGCUUUACCAGCCGAUUAUAACAUCGUUGGUCGGACUGGUUCGCGUGGAAAAUCUUUAGAAAGUUUGGAAGAUGCCCCUCUUGGGUAUCCUCCGUCACCGGCACCUUCCACGCAUCCGCAACCAAUCGAAUGGCGUCCACGCAGUUUCGAAGAUGGUGAUUUGACUCCUACAAAUGAUACUUCUGUAGUGGACGCAGGUGGUGGAACUCUGCCGCGGCCAAGACAUUGUCUUGUUCGUCCACGACCUGUAGCUAAGGUCACCGCGACUCCAGGACAAUUUAAGUCAUUACCAAGAGACUUCGAUAACAAGUAUCAAUUAACUUAUGGACUUGAAAGUAGUCCACAUCUUCCAAAACGUUGUCCGCCAUCUCCUCCAAGGCGCCAAAGCUCCAGAGAUAAUAGCGGUUCUGUUGUGGGCGUUGGAGGAUCGGCAGUUGGCGAUGUUGUGAUUGAUUGCAGCGGACCAGUUCCAACUGCUUCUUGCGAGGAACAUCAUAUACAUCAUCAUCAACAUCAUCAUUUGAUUCAUCAUCCUUCUCCUCCGCCACCUGCACCUGCACCAGUGCCAUCGACUCCACCGCAGAUAAAUCGACCACCUUCUUCCAUGUCUCGUUCUUGGGGUAGUGUCAGUAUCAAUGUCAAUGAAGAACAUGAAUUAAUAGCUUCCCUUGCUCUGCAGCAUCGUAACGGUUCUGAUGCCAGUUUUAAGUCAAGUUCCAGUACAGAAUCAGAUUCACUACCAUUUGCAAAUGAGAAUGCUGGAACGAUAAAACAAAGAGCUGCACGCGCACAAGAAUACGCAAGUGGUAAUACCAAUAAUAUGCAAACUCAUGGAAUAAGCCAUCACACUGGGGGUAGUGAACCAGCAGAUGUAUUGAACGACAUUGGAAAUAUGCUUGCGAACCUUACUGACGAGCUUGAUGCCAUGCUCGAAGAAGAAAAGCGUCAAGGCUUAAAUUCAUAA